AGCCUCGCGUAGCCUUGCCAUUAGGGUAAAUCUCUAGCUUCAGCCUUGCGAAAUUUACAAGUCUACACAAAACUAAAUUUCAACCUCCACAAGAAAAUACCAAACGAUAUGAAGUUAUGGAGGUAUGCUCGUUUUCCAUAUCACAACAUAAUCUUACUGACACUCUAUAUAGAAAUCUACGGUAAGAUCUAACGACCAGAUGUCGUUAUUUCGCCCACCCGUCGUGCGCUCCGCAGCCGGAGUACUCGAUCGUGCUCUAUUUUCUAAAACUAUACCGAUUUCUGCAGCAAGACUAUUGAAUAAUAAGAUUAUAUCGAAAUGUCGAUCGCAAUUGACAAAGAGCAAGGAAAUACUGGUAGAAGAUAGAAUUGCACCUAUAAGAUCAGAUCCAGAUCCAGAAUUUGCGGCGAAAGGCGGAAAGUGUUUGCUUUUGAAUCCUAGAGUAAAGCAUGAUGGUAAACGGCCUUGGGGGUUUUAAAAAGAAAGAUCGCAUGCUUAUUUAUUUGGCAGAUCCCACCACUUGGAGUCCGAUUUUACAGGAGGCCGUGAAGGCACAGGAAUUGGGAGUUAUCCCGUUUGAUUUGACUUUGAAUUAUGAUCAUUGGAACUAUAGUACAUGACUCCUUGAAUCUUUACCACGUUUUCAGGGCUAAUUGCUGUAGUCGAUAUCAUGAAAUCUAUUCUUCCUGAGGAUGCUCAAGGAGAAAUUCCAGUCGGCUUUGCCAUUGUUGGGCAUGUUGGUAUUACUCCUCUUUCCAACCAUUUCAACCUCUCUAACAAUUCCAGCCCACCUCAACCUACAUGACGAGUACCUUCCUUACAAAAAUCUUGUUGCUUCCGUUCUCAUGGAUAAAAACCCCACCAUACGCACUGUCAUCAACAAAAUUGAUGACGUCGGCACCGUCUCUGAGUACCGGACUUUCUCUUAUGAAGUGCUGGCCGGCGAUGAUGAGAUGAAUGUUGAAAUUCGGGAAGGAGAUUGUACUUUCCGAUUUGAUUAUUCAAAGGUCUACUGGAAUAGUAGAUUACAAACAGAACAUAAGCGAUUAGUGGAUCUGUUUGAACCUGGUGAUGUGGUUUGUGAUGUUAUGGCGGGGGUGGGUCCAUUUGCUUUACCGGCGGGGAAGAAAGGGGUUUUCGUAUGGGCAAAUGAUUUAAAUCCAGAUAGCUAUAAGGCUAUGAAAGAUGCAGUGGUUAGGAAUAAGGUACGUCUUUCGCUUUCUCAAAAUUCACCCACUUUUCACAUGAUGAUGUAAUUAUCACGACGGUCAACAUAAACCACAAGUUGGUACAAAUUGAUGAGGAUGCCUUUGACAAGGCGCUUUAACCUGAUUCUAUACUUUAUACUUGCAUCCCAUCAAUUAACAGAACCGUGACUAACCCUAUCGCAGGUCGAAAAUUUCGUUCGCACAUUCAAUGAAGAUGGUCAUAAAUUCAUUCCCAAAGCCGCCGACGAUCUCCUUCAUCUCGCCUCCACAAAUCAAAAUAUCGUAACCAUCGCCCCUAAACGACCAUCACGCAGCGCUCCCACUCCGACUCAACCAUCUCCACCUCCAAAGACCAUCACCAUCCCCAACACCAUUUCACACUUUGUAAUGAAUCUCCCUGCUACCGCCAUAGAUUUCCUUCCCGCUUUCCAUGGUCUCUACCACACCUCUCAAGAUCUCUUUACCCCGCAUACCGAGGUAAAGUUACCAAUGGUACAUGUGCAUUGUUUUGCACCAAAGAACGAAGAUAAUGAAGCGGCCAACAUCGAAAUCUGUGAGAGGGUGAGUGAGAAAUUGGGAGUGAAGAUUGUACAGGGAGAUGAGCAUGAAACAAAGGUUUGGGAUGUAAGGGAUGUGGCGCCAAAGAAGAGGAUGUUUUGUGUUAGCUUUAGGAUACCGGCUGAGGUGGCUUUUGGGCAAAGGAGGGGUUAAGGAUUGGAGCUGGAGCUGAAGCUAGGGGUAAUUGAUAGUGAUGAGACGUGAUACGCAAGGAAAUCCAAAAAGAUCAUCAGACGCCUGUUUGGUCACAUAUAUUUGGAUAAUACAAGCAGUGUUCAUCUAUCAACCUAGGAUAAUAUCUGAUAGCAUACCAUACACAAAAACAGUAUACCAUGCUACGAUCAACAAAGUUAAGACCCCUGUAAUCUUACAUAUACUUCC
Messenger RNA from Sclerotinia trifoliorum, 2147 nucleotides. Lineage: Eukaryota; Fungi; Ascomycota; Leotiomycetes; Helotiales; Sclerotiniaceae. The record is from the annotation of a GenBank genome assembly.